This is a messenger RNA of Anopheles nili, 2600 nucleotides long. RefSeq names its product zinc transporter ZIP10 (gene Zip71B). The coding region runs from base 532 to 2499 and encodes 655 amino acids. The transcript is spliced from 5 exons. Gene Ontology annotation, biological process: intracellular zinc ion homeostasis; zinc ion import across plasma membrane. NCBI's taxonomy places the organism in Eukaryota, Metazoa, Arthropoda, Insecta, Diptera, Culicidae. Gene Ontology annotation, molecular function: zinc ion transmembrane transporter activity. Gene Ontology annotation, cellular component: membrane. The record is from RefSeq and is a predicted model, not a curated record.
AACCCCACACGAGAAGGAGACGGGAAGGAGCGAGAAGCACACAAUAAAAACGAAGUUUAAAAGGGGUUGGGGAAUCUAAUAGCAAACCGCGAGAUCGUGCGCUGAGGCGAAACCGGUUCGGUGUGAUUCGCACGGGACGCUGUUUUUUUUUUCUCUUGUCGCUUGCAUUUUCCGCCACUCCUUUUGUCGCCUUUUGUUUCCCCCACAUUCGGGCGCCCAAAAAUUAGCGAAUCAAGGAGCAAAAAAGGGACAGAGAGAGAGAGAGAGAGCCAAAGGGAACAGUCGAGAGAUAAAUCGCGUUCGUACCGCAAGGUGAUCUUUCAUUUGGGCUUGGAACCAUAAACGUAAGCGAGUAGCAGCUAACCAACAUCAAAAAAGCGAACGAGAAAAAGUCAAAUUCCACCACGUGCGGGUGUGUGUGUGUAUGUGUGUGUCCGUGCGCACGUGUGCAACAGGUUACCCGCGCGAGUGCGUUCUAGAUUCGCGCGGUUGAUUUACAAAAUCCGGCGCCAAACGGUAGGGGAGCACAAAAUGGUGGCCGUGCAGAAAUUGUUAUUGCUCGUUGUGGCGUGCAGUUGGCUUGGCAGCAUCCACGCCGAAGAGCACAAAUUACCAGCACCGGCAUCAAUGCCACCGAUGGCGGACAGCGAAAACAAGUUUCUAAAAUAUCUGUUCAACAAGUACGGCAGCAAGGGAGUGAUCUCGUUCGAGGGUUUGGAGCAUCUGAUGCACAGCCUCGGCCUUGGUGGGCUUGAUUUCGCUGGUUCACACACCCUUAAAGAGCACCGACCAGACGGGUACGAUUUCAGCGAUUACGACGUGUUUGGUGAGCCGCAUCACGAGCACGAAAGUGCGUCCCCGGAACCGCCAGUGAUAACGUUUGCCACCGAACCCGUGGCAAACUCGGCAGCUCGCCCGGCAAGCCAACAUAACCACCACCACCACAAGGACGACGAACACCUCGAUGGGGUAGAACCUCGGCGCAAUAGCACCACCGGUGGACCUUCCAAAAAGCCCUCCGGCGAACACGUGGCCUUCAAUGGAACCACUUUAACCCCUCCGGUUGUGACGGUGCACCAUCCGCGGACACCCGACCACGAUGCCGACGAUCACGUGUGGCAGGAAAUUAUCUUCAAAGACAUGCACGAUCCACACCACCGCCAUCCGAGAAACAAGAACGUACCAUUCUGCUUAUCGCCCAUGUCCAUCGUCCACCUGGUGAUGGAGGAACCGCUAUUUGGUAAACAACAGGACAGUUACCGCAAAGCUCGCUCACUGGCUCACGCGCACACCCAUGACGAAAACCAACCCCACUCGGAUGAGAUAGAUUCGCGCAUCGAAAUUACACCAUCCGAGUUUAAGGACCUCUGUCCGGCGUUCCUGGUGCAGCUUGAUCAGCGUGCCUGCUCGCAGAAGCUGAACAUGGUCAGCAAUCCGCUCCGUGAGAAGAAGACGUUCUCGCAAGCUUGGAUCUACGCUUCCGCAUGCGUGCUUCUCAUCUCAGUUUGUGGGCUCGUGUGUGUGGUGAUGGUACCUUUAGCGAAAUCGAUCGCUUACGACGACAUCCUGCGCUUUUUGAUCGCUCUCGGUGUGGGAACACUGUGUGGUGAUGCACUGAUGCACCUGCUACCGCAUGCUCUGUUCCCGCACGAUCAUGAUCAUGAGGAUCAUCACCAUCAUGAACCGCACGAUGAUCACGAUCACGGUCACGAGGCGGAAACGCGAGCCAUGUGGUUGUGUUUGUGUGCUUUUGGGACGGCGUUCUUCAUGUACGGUCUGGAGAUGAUUUUGCCGCUGUUCCGUGAUGGUGAGGGACAUCAACAUCAUCACCAUGGGCACUCGCAUGGGUCAAACAGGGUAGAACCGAGUGCUCCACAAGCUCCCAGCAACCAACAGCAAGGUGCGGGGAACUACUAUCAUCAACGAGGUGAAGACAUCGAGCUGGAUCUGACGGAUGCUGUCAAGGAGAAGGAAGCAAAAACGAUGCUGCAGAAGGAUACUUCCCGUAAGCCAAUGGCGGCGGUCGCGUUUAUGGUGGUUCUGGGUGAUGGGCUGCAUAACAUUACUGAUGGGUUGGCCAUCGGUGCGGCCUUCGCCAUUGCUCCGGUGACGGGGCUGGCGACCUCGUUCGCGAUCCUUUGUCACGAGCUGCCUCACGAGCUGGGAGAUUUCGCGCUGUUACUACAAACAGGCGUCAGUAUUAGAAGGGCCAUUUAUCUCAACAUUGUGUCUUCUGUGCUCAGUUUCAUCGGAAUGGCACUGGGGCUGGUGUUAACGGAACUUGAUGAUUCGGUCGUUGGCUGGAUCAAUGCGGGAACGGCCGGCACUUUCCUCUACAUCGCGCUGGCUGACCUCGUUCCAGAGAUGCGAAAUGAUGUUGCGAAAAGCGAGCAGAAGCUAAAAAUCAUCCUGAUACAGUUAGUUGGGAUAGCGCUGGGUGCGAUUAUUAUGUUGCUGAUCGCGUUGAACGAAGGCAGCCUGCAGGCGUUAUUCGAUUAGCCAUUCCCGUGAGCGUAUUUUUUGUAUAUAGAUAGCAUUAGGAUUUUUUAAUACGCAACAUAGAGUUAAUCUUCAGAUAACUUGCCGAUAAUACAUUUGUU